CUUCUGUCAAGUAUUGUAACAGCUAUUGCCUGUUGAUAUAUACAGUAUACGGAAAGAAUAACGAAUUUUAGUUGAUUCAAAUUCAAUAAUGUCAGCUAAUGAUGAUAAUGAUUCAAGUGCAAUCAACGACCUGAGUAAAAUUCAUUUGACUUUUUAUGAAAGUAGUUUCGAACUUUGGAGAAUUGAAGAAAAGUGUCGUUUAAAAUUAAAAAGUAUUGAAGAGAUCGAACAUUCUAUUAAACAAGUUACUUUUGAAAAUGAAUGGAUUGAAAAACAACUGCAUCAUACUAAAUCAAGAAUGAAUGAAGUUAGAGAAAAUAUAGUGAAUAUUGACACUAUCACUAUCUCCCUAAAUGAAACAUUAGCUCAUCUUGAAAUUGAACACGAAAAGAAAAAAUUCAUAGUAAAUAAAUCAAAAUGUGAAUAUGAAUUACAGCUAUUUAUAAGAAUGGAAUUAUGGCAAAAAGAAGAGGAACGACUAAAUAAUAUACCUGAAGUUAAAUUAUUAAAAGAUGCUGACUCUGAACUAAAAAACACAAAAUUAGAAUAUGAAGAAUUGCUUCUAAAUCUACAAAAUUUAGUUGAAAAGAUUGACAUAGCUACAAAAGAAAAUGAUGAAAAACAGAAUCAUAUUAUCAUACAAUUUGCCAAAGUCUAUGUUGAAAUGAUGUCUUUAAAUAAAAGAGAAGAAAACUGUAAAUCUCUAUUAAGGAAAUUGAAUACAGAAUAUAAAGAGAAAUGUAAUUUGAAAAAUGCACUACUUGAAUCCCAAAAAAAUAAAAUUAAUAAUGUAUUCUUUUGGCCACAUACUCACAGCAAAUUUGAAUCCAAAAUAUUUGAUAUAAAACUUAAUUUGUUGGACCAAUAUCUAAAACCUAAUAUAAGUUAUUCCAGUAAUUAUGAUCACUCCAAUUUUAUAUAUGAUGAAAAUGAUAUGGAUAUCAAAGAUUCAAAAUCAAAUAAUAAACAAAAAAAAAAAGUGACUUUUCAUUCAUUUUCAGAGGAUAAGAUAUCCCCAGAAACAAGUGAUUAUAAUGUAAAUGGCUGCAAAAACAUAAAUACAUUUGUAGUAGAAACCGAUCAAAAUAUAAACAACAAUCCUGCACAGUUAAAAAAUUGUCUUGAUGUGCAAGAGAGGACCAUUCAAUUUAAGAAAAAUGAUAUUAUAGAAUCAAAAGAAAUGCAUUCUAAAAACAAUGAUAAACAUAAUAUGAAUGAUGGUGAUCUUAAUGCCUAUACUGAUAAACGUAAAACUAUUGAUGAACUGUCAAAUUUUAAAUUUAAAAAACCAUAUACUCCAGUACCAAAUAACAAUAAAAUUCAUUCAACAAUUAUUCAACCAAGUAAAAUGAAGAUAAACAAGGAUAYUCAUAUAGAUGACAAUUUUAAUCAUGCAAAAGUUAAAGAAUCUAGUCUAUUAAUAGAUAGUUAUAAUAAUGAAGAUUGUCAGAUUGAUAAGUAUCAUUUACAGGAAAUGAAUUUUUUUAAAUCUAUUGAACAGCCAAAUGUAAACAAUCUUACUGAAAAUAUCAACAUCUUUAAUGAUUUAUCACAAUCACACRCAAAUGUAUCUCUUGAACAAAAUGAAGAUGUAUCUGAUGCAUUUUGGAACUAUUGUUCAGAUCCGAUGUCUCAAAAUAGUGCAAACAGUAGUUUAUGUAGGUUAGACUUAUCUGAAUCAAAUGGAAAUAUUCAUAAUAUUAGUCAAUAUUCCGAUAAUAUGCAAUUCAACUUUUCAAACUAUUUCAACAGUGAUUUAGAUGUUACUCCUGAAUUAAAUUUACUAGGUUUAGAAACACCACAACAAUCUAGUACACAAACUAAUAAAUCUGAUUUUUUGUCAAACGUAUACUUUAACAACCUUUAUAUCAUUCAAGUAGUUAUAGUAGGCGUUUAUUUAUUUUUUAUGUCAUUAAAAUACUAA
Molecule: messenger RNA, 1924 nt
Organism: Diuraphis noxia (Russian wheat aphid)
Lineage: Eukaryota; Metazoa; Arthropoda; Insecta; Hemiptera; Aphididae
Source: RefSeq, a predicted model, not a curated record